ACCACACAGCAAAACCCCAGCUCUAGCUGUGGUGCACAAUGUGGAUAAUAGUUGGGAUUAUUGGGAAAAAUAAGAUGAUUUGAAUGAUUUCUGUUCUUCUCUUGUUAUGAAUCUUUGCUAAGUAGUUGCAACUUUGUAAAUGUGUUUUAAACAAACUACAGUAAUACAAAAUAGCUUGAACGAGAGCGUGAACUUUUAAUGGUGCAGAAAUAUUUAUUUAGACUUUUCACAAAAAUAUGAGGGAAAUUAUACACUGACAAGCAGCACAUUGACAUGAUUUUAAUGCUUUAUUUUUAAAGCAUUAAAAUCAUCCUAUUUGUAGGGCGAAACAUCUUUGUUUUUCUUCAAGGUGCACCCUGCAAAUUAUGGAAUAUUCCGGUACAAACCUGUUUUUUCCAGCGGCAUACAGAAUAGAUGCAAUACGGGUUCCCACCAGUAGAGAAUGAUAGAGUGCCAAAGUACACUGAGGAAAUCUACCGGUAGUGUAUGGAAAUGUACCCAUAGUAGAAUUCCACCAAAACACAGGUAGUGCAAUACCUAGUGGUCUUGCAUGUGCAAUUAACAAACCAAAGUGACAGGGACAUUUAAAUGCAAUUUAAAUGGGAACAUUGAACACAAAAACGGUGUUACGAGGCAGAGCGUCGGGAUGUUGUUGAAAGAAUGACAAGGCAGAUAAACGAAUGAAUGCUCUUUUUUCCUCGUCGUAUUGCAUUGCAAUGGAGCAUUCAAAUAAAUAAGACGCUCGGCUAAAAUACAAGUGUGCUUGCAUGCAUGCGGUGGACACAUUUAGUCGAGGAAGAAGAGCUGUUUACUUUAUUUGCUCGGUUCAGCAGCGGUUGCGUGCACUCGGUGUAGCGCGGGUCAACCGGGGGAGGAGUCGAGUUCAGCACAGGGGCAGCUGUGAAACCCGUGUCCGCAGCCUCAUUUGCAUAAUGUAUUCAGCGUCAUAUGACGUCAGAGCGCUCGGCAUUUAUAAACGCUUGUGGCGGAAAAUAGCCGCACUCUUGCCUGCGCACCCAACGAAGCUCAUCUCACUUGACAAAGCGCUCCAAAGCACAGCUGCAAACCGGCUAGAUCGAGAUCGUCGUGCGUCGUGUGUGUGAUUUUAAGCUGAAUACCAAUACGGAUCUGUAAAAACAGCUCCCCAACCCGUCGCAAACGUGGCGAGAAGUAUCAUCCAAACCACUUUGGUCCUCAAUAUGAGCACUGAGAUGUUCGGCAAAACGCCGAUGGAGGUGGCUGUCUACCAGCUGCACAACUUCUCCAUCUCGUUCUUCUCCUCGUUGUUGGGGGGAGAUGUGGUGUCGGUGAAACUUGACAACAGUGCCUCUGGUGCUAGCGUUGUGGCCAUUGACAACAAGAUUGAGCAGGCGAUGGACCUGGUGAAGAACCACCUGAUGUACGCAGUGCGCGAGGAGGUGGAGGUCCUCAAGGAGCAGAUCAAGGAGCUGGCAGAGAAGAACCACCAGCUGGAGCGGGAGAACAGCCUGCUGAAGAACCUGGCCAGCCCCGAGCAGAUGGAGAAGUUCCAGCUGUGCGUCCCGGCCAGCGAGCUGCUGACCCUGGACAAUCAGUCCAGCCAGUCCACGGGGGGCUCGGGGCACCACCGCCACCACCCGUCACAGCUCUUGCUGCAGCCGGCCCCGCCGUGCCCCCUGACCCCCGGCUCUGCCGUGUGAGGGGCCGGGCUCCGGGCGGGCCGGGCCCCCGUCCUCAACAGCAGUAGCGGAGCUCCGCGCGGACGGCGCCGUCCAGCGUUGACGCGAGUUUGCCGUUUUCGUACCAAAGGGCAGACCGACCCUCAGGGGAUAUGAAACCCUUCCACCCGAAGGGGAGGAAAGGAAAGGUUUCUGCGGCUCCCAAACA
Molecule: messenger RNA, 1866 nt
Organism: Gadus chalcogrammus (walleye pollock)
Lineage: Eukaryota; Metazoa; Chordata; Actinopteri; Gadiformes; Gadidae
Gene: tsc22d3
Product: TSC22 domain family, member 3
Exons: 3
Coding region: 1200-1679 (159 amino acids)
Biological process (GO): regulation of transcription by RNA polymerase II
Source: RefSeq, a predicted model, not a curated record